Molecule: messenger RNA, 800 nt
Organism: Corylus avellana
Lineage: Eukaryota; Viridiplantae; Streptophyta; Magnoliopsida; Fagales; Betulaceae
Biological process (GO): maintenance of rDNA; DNA repair; negative regulation of double-strand break repair via homologous recombination
Cellular component (GO): cytosol; nuclear speck
Source: RefSeq, a predicted model, not a curated record
UUGGGUGAGACGAGACGUGAGAAAUUAAGAGAGAGAGAGAAAGAUGGACUAUAGCCUAGCCGCGCUGAAGCUGUUGUGCGCUCAGCUGAAGGACGCGACGGAAACGACGUCGCAAAACGCCAUGACUCUUGGUGGCAUCCUCUUCCAACGUGCUUGGUUACAGGGCGUUCUGAUAUCGGCCCCCGACAAAAACGACGACAUAGAAGCACCAUUGCUUCUAGAUGACGGCACUGGCGUCGUCAAGCUCUCCCUCUCCUCCGCUGACUUCCGUCUGCGCCCUUGGAAGACCGGGAUGUAUGUGAUGGUUAUUGGAGGAUACAGUGUAGGUGUAGUUGAGCCCCCAAUAAUCAAGGUUCACAAGAUUGUAGAUCUUUCAGAGAUCCCGAAUCGAGAGGCGAUGUGGUAUCUUGAAGUUAUGGAGGCAUACAAACUAUUCUACGGCCCCCUAAUUGAAGAACUUAUGUGAUUCUGUCAUACCAAUCUCUCAGAGAGAGCAAGACUUUCAACCAAGAUUGAUGCUUUUCGGCAAAUCACUAAGAAGUCAUCAUAAAUGAGGAUUGUGAAACAUUUGGGAUAUUUCACUUCAUUUAUAAUUUGACAUGUAGAAUUCUCUUAACUCUCAAAGGCCAAAGUUUUGUCAGUUUUCAAGAGUUCCAAUACAAAUUUAUAGUCUCUAUUACAAUGAAACGGCAAACAUGAGAGACUUGAUUCUCACUCAUUUCCUUUUUACAAUGUUCUGAUGUUCAGUGGUCUGCCAACAAGAAAGUGCCAAAAGUGCAGAGUCGAUUCAAGGCACAAAA